AUGUCAGUCACGGAGGCUACGAGCGCUAAGCGCAACGCGGACUAUGUGCUUGUUGACGGCCCGCCUGAGAUACGUCGUUUAGCCACGCAGUAUUUCUACAUGAAGCACUUCUUCGACAAUGCAGACUUCCUUCCCCCGCCGAUCGAUAUCGACAAGGUUGAAAGCGUACUCGACGUUGCAGCUGGAACAGCAGCUUGGACAUUGGACCUUGCAGACCAACCCGCAGCGGCAGCACGCCUCCCACCUCACAAUCACCAGCAUCCUCUACACCUCCGCAUCUGCGACAUCUCUACCGCCAAGUUCCCCCCAGAAGACAUUCUCGCACGGGCUGGCAUCGAGGCAUUCCAGCACGAUGUGCUCACCCCCUUCCCUGCCGAGUUGCAAGGCACAGUUGACUUGGUGAACAUGAAUUACCUCGUCUACGCCCUCACGGAGGAAAAGUGGAAGCUCGCGCUCAAGAAUGUGCAUGGCGUUCUCAAACCGGGAGGAUAUCUCAUCCUCCGCGAAAGCGACCCCGUGUUCUAUUCUGCGUCGAGCCCUCCGCCACCAGACGAUGGCACACCUCACGACGUGCAGGCCCAGAUCAACGGCACGACGUCUGUGCACAAGAUGAACUCAAUUCUGACAGGCUUCGCUGUAAAGAGCGGUUUCGUUGUCGGGUUGUCCCAUCGCUUCCCGGGAUUACUUCAAGGUGCGGGCUUGACCGUGGCUCACCGGAAGCGCCUUCUACUGCCUUCCGGCGAGCUCUGCAAUACGUUUCCGACAGCUCGGGGCCGUUCCAUGGCGCCAAUGAAAAGCAGUAGCGUGGAGAACUUGGACGCAGUCUUCGACAUGCUGUCAAAGGUUUGGCUUGACCGAGGGAUGCUCGAAGUGCCCGCUGGUACGAAGAUCGAGAGCGAGGAAAAGCGGCAGGCUAUCCUGAAGGAGUUACACGAGCGUGCAAUGGAGGGUGUCUUGGUAGUUCAAACAGAGAUAGUCGCUCAGCGUCCGGCUUAG
Peniophora sp. CBMAI 1063 is the source of this 996-nucleotide messenger RNA. Lineage: Eukaryota; Fungi; Basidiomycota; Agaricomycetes; Russulales; Peniophoraceae. The record is from the annotation of a GenBank genome assembly.